AUGGUGCUUUGGUGGGCAUUAAGAAGAGCAAACAUGAAUCCAUGUGUGAUCAGAUUGGUGUGGUUGCUGUCUGUAACGCUGGUUUUGGUUGCGGGCACAACCGUAAUAAUCAAUAACAAUUUGAAAAACAGGAAGGAUCUGACAAUCCAUUGCAAAUCCAAGGACGACGAUCUCGGCGUACAUGUUCUUUCCUACGGGGAAUCCUAUGAUUUCGAAUUUGAACCGGACAUUUUUUGGAGGACCUUAUUUUUCUGCCGCAUGACAUGGAAUGGAAAAUCGCAUUGGUACGAUGUUUACGACGAAUAUGUGGAACGGUUGUAUGGGGAUUCUGGGGGUUGCUUACAAAUAGAAGAUGAUAAGUGCGUUUGGAAUGUAAUAGAAUUCGGCCUUUGUACGCCAAAGACGGCUGAUUGUUACCCUUGGAACAGAUAG
Messenger RNA from Hibiscus syriacus, 432 nucleotides. RefSeq names its product S-protein homolog 2-like. The transcript has a single exon. NCBI's taxonomy places the organism in Eukaryota, Viridiplantae, Streptophyta, Magnoliopsida, Malvales, Malvaceae. The record is from RefSeq and is a predicted model, not a curated record. The coding region runs from base 1 to 432 and encodes 143 amino acids.